AACUCACUUACUCACGUGAUUAUUGGUAAUCUACAUUUAUUUCAAACAUACAUUAUUCUGUUAUUUUAUAUUUGUUAAUUGUAUUAUUUUUUUUUUAAAUUAUUGUACUAGCGUAUUGAACCCAAAAGUUAAUUGAUAUUCUGUUUUAUAAAAUAAAUAAGACAUUUUUAAACAUUCAACUCAGGAUAACCUCGAACUUAUUGCUUGUAAAUACAGUGAAAUGAUAAUUAAUUUCCAUUUUACCGAGUACAAGUGUUGAUUUAAUUGACUUAAUUAAUUCUGCAAAUACUAAUCUCAUAUAUUUCAAUUGUGAAGUGAUAAAUUGUACAGCGACAAUAAAAAUUUUAACAAUGGAAUUAUUAACAAUCGAACUGCGGCCGCAAAUUCAGUCAGGUUAUGUAUACUCUUUGUUACAACCUAAAAUUUCUAUGGAUAAUGUCAAAGUUACCGUUAAUAAUAAUUCUAUGGUCUUAAAAAUUGGGAACAAUCAACUAUUGGUAAAUUUUCCGGUGAUUGACUUAAUUUCAUCAUCCUUUCAAAUAAUAGAUCAAUGGAUAGUAGUUCGAGUUCAGUUUAGUCAAUCCAAUUUAUCACAUCAAAAUGAGGUUAGAAAUUCUAUUGAAACAAAAGCUAUAGAAACUUUGGAAAUAAAUAUUGAUCUUCCUCCAGCAAAUGAGAAUCUCAGUCUAUUUUGUAAUUUCUGUAAGAAUAUUUUAUUGGAUAACAUGGAAUUCAAAAGAGUUUUAUCUCUUCCAAGUGAGGAAUGCGAACCUAGCGAGUGGUUCUGUUGUUCUCAUAGUGAUGUUGAUUACAAAAAUAUAUUGUGCCCAAGAACUAAUGAUUGUUUCUACGGUUCGCACUAUUAUGUUUUGAAUAAAAAUAUAUUUGAAUCUGAAUUGACAAUUAACGAUAAAGAUGUUGUCUGUAACAAAUGUUCAUCGAUAUUAGGAUUUGUAAAAGACGAAAACUCGUUUAAAAUUUGGAAUAAUUCCUUGCAGUAUUCAUCACAUUCAUUUGAAGAAAAUAAAAAAUCGCCUUUUGAUGAUUUCAAGUUAGCGAUAAAAGAAUUUAUGAAAAAUGACGGCAUAUUUAGAGAAAUCAAAUUUUUUGCUUUUGAAAAAGGUGAAAAGUUGACAUUAUUUGUUAAAAUAAUGGAUAAAAGUCUGAGUUUAUUGACGAAGAAAUCGAUUAAUGAUAAUAACGAAGUAACUUUAGAACAGAAACAAGUGAUGAAAGUAUUAUACAAAGUAUCAGAAGAUGUAUCGACUCAUCCACAAAAUGAUUCCAGUUCUACUAGUUGUCAAAUUAGUAUUAUUAGUAUUAACGCAGCUAUAAAACAUCUCAUUGCAUCGUCUCAACAACUUCCGCCGAUUUAUCGUUCUACCGAUACCUAUUUUAUUGGUUAUAUAUAUUAGAAUAAAAUGUUCAAAAAUUAAAAGUGCACAUCUCAA
Molecule: messenger RNA, 1451 nt
Organism: Microplitis demolitor
Lineage: Eukaryota; Metazoa; Arthropoda; Insecta; Hymenoptera; Braconidae
Exons: 1
Coding region: 351-1415 (354 amino acids)
Biological process (GO): protein polyubiquitination; protein autoubiquitination; protein monoubiquitination
Cellular component (GO): cytosol; nucleus; ubiquitin ligase complex
Molecular function (GO): cyclin binding; ubiquitin conjugating enzyme binding; ubiquitin protein ligase activity
Source: RefSeq, a predicted model, not a curated record